This is a messenger RNA of Hippopotamus amphibius kiboko, 6764 nucleotides long. It is a transcript of the gene MSI2, whose product is annotated as musashi RNA binding protein 2. NCBI's taxonomy places the organism in Eukaryota, Metazoa, Chordata, Mammalia, Artiodactyla, Hippopotamidae. Bases 93 to 1064 code for a protein of 323 amino acids. The record is from RefSeq and is a predicted model, not a curated record. Gene Ontology annotation, cellular component: cytoplasm. The transcript is spliced from 12 exons. Gene Ontology annotation, molecular function: RNA binding.
GGGAGAUCUCGGGGCUCGGAGCCGGCCGCCGCUCCGCUCAGAUCGCUGUGGGGCUCGGUUUUUUGGGGGUGGGGGGGCGGGGGGGCUCAGAUAUGGAGGCAAAUGGGAGCCAAGGCACCUCGGGCAGCGCCAACGACUCCCAGCACGACCCCGGUAAAAUGUUUAUCGGUGGACUGAGCUGGCAGACCUCACCAGAUAGCCUUAGAGACUAUUUUAGCAAAUUUGGAGAAAUUAGAGAAUGUAUGGUCAUGAGAGAUCCCACUACGAAACGCUCCAGAGGCUUCGGUUUCGUCACGUUCGCAGACCCAGCAAGUGUGGAUAAAGUAUUAGGGCAGCCCCACCACGAGUUAGACUCCAAGACGAUUGACCCCAAAGUUGCAUUUCCUCGUCGAGCGCAACCCAAGAUGGUCACAAGAACAAAGAAAAUCUUUGUAGGCGGAUUAUCUGCGAACACGGUGGUGGAAGAUGUGAAGCAGUAUUUCGAGCAGUUCGGCAAGGUGGAGGAUGCAAUGCUGAUGUUUGAUAAGACGACCAACAGGCACAGAGGGUUUGGCUUUGUCACUUUUGAGAGUGAAGACGUUGUGGAGAAAGUCUGUGAGAUUCAUUUCCAUGAAAUCAAUAAUAAAAUGGUAGAAUGUAAGAAAGCUCAGCCGAAGGAGGUCAUGUUCCCACCUGGGACAAGAGGCCGGGCCCGGGGACUGCCUUACACCAUGGAUGCUUUCAUGCUUGGCAUGGGGAUGCUGGGCUACCCCAACUUUGUGGCAACCUAUGGCCGCGGCUACCCCGGAUUUGCUCCCAGCUACGGCUAUCAGUUCCCAGGCUUCCCGGCAGCGGCUUACGGACCAGUGGCGGCGGCGGCGGUGGCGGCAGCACGAGGAUCAGCAGCCCUACCUCAGAAACAGAUCACCAGAGCCAAGCCAGACAGCGCGCCCCAGCCUCCUCGAAGGAGCAGGAGACUUGGUCAGCAGUCAUUAUUAGCCUGCUGCCUUGGAGCCCAGGCCUCUCCCGCCCACCAUGGGUCCUCCCAGCAGGGCCAGGAAACCCACCGCUCCAGGACGGGCUGAAGGGGUCUUUGUCCUCAUAGAUGGAUUCUCCUGCCUCCCCCGAGGACAGCCCUGUCCCGGCUGAGAUUGAGAGCAUAUGCACAUAGAACCAGCGGCCCGGAGCAACCAUAAAUGGGGAAGCAGCCACCCUCCUUGACUGUCUGAUGAAUGGGGGCCUUUUGGUAAGGUCGGAGUUUGUUUGUUAUUAAAGACCUAAUUAGAAACAUGAGCGGGAGCUGAAUGGCGCCGUGCUUGGCUAAUUAGUGACAUGUAUGUGCCCGCUUUGAACUUCAAGGACACAGAGCUAUGAGCGCUUACAUCAAACAUGGAUCAAACGCCUGUGCCUUCAUAAUCAUUAAAGACAGGCUGCUCAAGUGGAAAGCCUUUUGUACGGGUCCUUAAGGGGCUGCCCCUUGGGCAUCCUCCCCACUCCUCCCCCUGGCUGCUGGAGCCCCAAACAGUGAGUUUCCAUGAAAUGUGAUUGGGCAGUAAAUACUGCUGGUAAGGGCAUGCCAGCUCCCCACAGGACGGCCCUCGGCAAACUGGAAGGGUCUUUGGGGGACUGAGACCAGCCUUCUGGUUGUACUUUCUAGGGUGCAUGGGGGGGCUUCCUUUCUCUCUGGCAGUGCCCUCUCCACCUCACCCUGACCCCAGCAGUACUGCAUGCCUGCUUCGUGCCCAGUCUUGUUCUGGGGUGUGGCACAGAGGAGGGUGGUCUAGUCCUCGGGAGAGAGGCUGUCCCCUGCCUCCUGUGGCGGGCAUGGCCCAACCUCAGGGACCCCCCGGUCUGAUGAGGGAGACACCCCCAGGACCAGGGAGCUCCCGAUUUGGAAAGGGCAGCAGGACCCAUGCCCUCGGGAGCUGGCACUCCAACACGGGAGGUUUGAUUCCUUGUCCUUGAUUUUGUGACCUCUGUGCGGCAAAGAAAGACCCAAAUAAACAGAAGAAACCUUGUCAAACUAGGAUGCAAGGAAGGACCACUAGGCAGCGUGAUUCAGUUUAAAAAGCAGCCAGGAGUUGCCCUGAAGUCCAACUGAGAGCUGGGUUCAGUGAGUCUAAGACACUGUGAGACCCUGGACACAUCCCCUUACAGCCCCAACCCUCAGUUUCCUCAUCUGCAACCCCAGGGCAAUAAAGCCCGCCUUACAAGUUGUUAGGAGCGUGAACAAGAUAGUGUUGAACACCUAUCAGUGCACCUGGCACACCGUAGGUGCUCAGUGAAUCUUCGUUCCCUUUGCAGCGUGACACUCCGAGAAACCACAGCUUCUAGCACCUUGUGCCUCUUACCUCCAGACCCAGUUUUGCCUGCACUAGUACGAGGUUUUCCCCCGUCCCACCUUUGCUCACCGGGACAGGGCAUCAUCUCGUUCCUUCCGAGCUUGUCGUCGUGACGGAGGAUACUACAAGGAUGUAUUUCUGGCCUUGGCUUUUGCAGCGUUUUCUGGUAACACUAGUUACAGUGCAGGAAAUGUACGCUGCGGCUGCAACAAGUGGCAUCGCUUACAAGACACAAGCGAGGACCUGACCCCUCUGGCGAGGGGCAGGCAGGGUGGGAGUUGGAGCACACACAGCGGGGCAGCACCGGCGUGCCUGGGUACAUGUGUGGAGAAGUCAGACAGGUUUCUUUUUUGAAAAAAGAGGUGGGUAUGCCUCAGGGACACAGGGGGUCACCGGAUCAAAACAAAGCCAGGCGAGUUCUCAGGAUUAAACUAGGAGACACUUGGAGCAGCAGAACAGUUGCAGAGAGAGAGAGGGAGGGAGUCCUUCCCGAGCACCACACUCCCUGUCUUCAUUUCCUUUUGAUUCUCAGGUCAGGGAGGGCUGCAGUGGGAAGCUUUGGAGUCGCCCGUGGUGGCGCCUCCCGCCCUUGCCGAGGCCAGUCGUGCGGGGGGGUCUCUGGUGCUUCUCCCCGUGUGCUGCUCCUUGCCGAUUCUAACUGUGUGGGCCUGGAGUCUAAAACCAGUUAAUUUCGGGAAGAGGCAGCAGGAUGUGAGUGUUAAAACACUGCCUGCUUCAGCCAAACUAUAAUAUGAGCAUCUGUCUCCGGGGUGAACUUCCCCUCGUCUUCUGAAGCACUUUAGAAGCUCAGGGUGGAGGUUCGGCUGAAGGGCCGGUUCACACCCCAGAAGGAUUGGUUCACGCCCCAGAAGGAUCAGGAUCACCACCUCGCGUUCAAUACUCGUGGCCUGAGCUGGGGCGGCCACUGGGAUCCCUUCCUUGGGGAAUGUGCUGCGCCUGGCAGGCAGUUGACACUGGCAGAGCGAGUGCCACGCAGGCCCCAGGGACGCACGUCGUGGCCUUUCCUUCCCUGGGGCCCCUCUCCCCUUUCUUCCUUAGAUCAUGCAAACGAGGUCAGUCCCAAAAGACCCCUGGGGUCUGGGAGAAACGAGAACCUGAUGGUGGCUCCAGAAAGUUCCUUCUUUGCCCUCAUGACAAAAGCUUGGUUUCUUUGGCCGCCAGGCCCAGGCCCAGAAUUUACUCCAUGAUCAGAUGGCAGCCAGCCACUGACCCCCCCUGCUCCCCUUUCCCUACUUCCCAGCCAACCCAGCCUGGUCCUUUGUAAGGAAGAGACACACCCACAUCCAAAUCGGGGCUGAUGAUAAAAAAGCAUCAAGAUGGAAAGAGAAUGAGCUGUUUUCUGUUGAAAUUGGACAGCAACAUAAAAUACAGAGUAUCGACCACGAAACCCUCACAGAUGGGUCCUCUGGGGGUCUUGGGGCCGUCUCCUCUGAUCUGAGUGGUCCUGUGAGUAUCCUGGUUCCCUAGUAACCCAGGAUGUGAGGGUUUUGGAGCCAGCCAUCAGUGAAGUUAUCUCUUUAGGGGAUGUGAUUUGACCGGAAGCUGAGACCAUUCUACAAAAUAAUGAGUCCCAAGUCUGCCCAUCAGUUCCCUACUUAAGAUAUGCCAGCAGUAACCAGCAGACAUCUGCACCGGCCACAGUGGUCUGAAGCAGGCAAGGUGUUAAGUGAACAAGCAGAAACUGCAGUCUUCUAAGACUGGCACCACUGAAGCCGACAUUUGGAAUGUUUGUGACUCUGACUCCCUGUCAGCCCCGUGAAUGAGCUGACACUCUCCCUGUGUCCUGUGCAGUAUUUAAGAUGAGCCAGGCGUCUCCGGAUGUGUCAAGACUUGUUGAUACCAGGCUGAGUUUGUCCUUCAGGGAGAAAGAAAUACCAGCACAUUGCUCUCUCAGUCCUCCCCCAGUUUUACAGUAUGUCUUCACCUGGCUUUCUGAAAUAGCUUGAAUUUCAGCAGAGCUUAAAAAAAAAAAAAUGUCAUAUAUAAAAUUGAUCGCCCCUGCAUCUGGGUCCCUGAACUGAUUUUGAUUUUAAUUUCGUGUGUCACACAGUUUUCCCAGGUUAGAUGUAAUUGCUGGCCCCCUCCGUCUCCCUCUCCCACCUCCAGGCUAAGCUCUAGGAGGAAAGCUUGAGCUGGGAUCCCUGGGACACGGUGGCCGGGCAGACUGCUGGAGUGAGAUUCCCGCUUGCUCUGCUGGAGGUGCGCUGUAAUAGCUCACAGCUGAGUGUUCCUCAUCCGUUAUCAGAAGCAGGUUUAUCUUUUCAGGCUGACCUUUCCCAUCUGACCCACCUGCACUCGUUUACAGUGGGCAGCCUUCCAGAGGGCACAGGGAGACUGCAGAUUGGGUCGUCAACUCUGUUUCCAGGAAGGCGAUGGCUGCGCAGCUGCCGUUCCUCGGGGCCCCCGAGCAAGGAGGGACUGGCUGUGCAGGGGCAGGUCUCCGCUUUUGACUGCCACCUGCCAUUAUGGAUCCAGCAUCCACUGAGCCCCCCGUGUUGUAGGGGAAUCAAGGAGGCUGCUCUUGCUCUGGAGAACAUAGGGUCCCGUGAGAACCCAGGGAGCCCCCGCCUUCCGCACACCCCCCGCCUUGAGGGGUGCCUUGCUGACACGAGACACAGUCUGUGCUGCUGUGGAGUUUUAACCCAGCCGCAGAGAAGCAUGCUGUAGGGGAGGCGAGUGUUGGGAGGGCAGCGACUCUGGCCUCUGGUCUCUGGCAUCAACAGAGCCCCUCUCCUCAUUCCUUUUUCAGUCGCUUUCUUUAAAUUCUCUAAAACAAACAAAAACCCCUAAAGUCUGGUGUGAUGAGUUAUAUCAUCAUCAAAGAAUAUCACCUGGGCUUCCGCUCCAGGCCCUCCAUUCUGCGGGAGCUGGGGGUUGGGAGCGGGGCCAUGACACCCGUCAGCCCAGGCUCCCCUCCCUUGGCCCUGACGGAGGCAUAAUGAGUUCUGUGGAGCAGCAGGUUCCCUUCUGAGUUGGGCUUGCUGAGGGCGACCCACCCCUGCAUUUGCCUUACCCUGAGCAGCAUACACUCUGUCCCAGAAAUGUCCCGGGGGCCCUGCCUUUUGGCCCACGUGAGACCCACCGAACCAGGACCCAGGUCUCAGGCUGGGACUUGGCAGGGUCCUGGCUUGCCCCAGAUAGGUGGACUGAGCUCAUCUGGAAAGGACUCUGUAAACAGUUCCUUUCUCUGGAUCAGUAAUAAUCUCCUUUUCAGGCCUUAGAGUCAGAGGUGCCCUCCCAGGGGUGCCCCCCCUUAGAGUCCUGGGCUCUAGCUUUCUGCCCCAGGUCCAGGGGCAUCACUUUGGGAUCAUACAGAAGUAUUGGGACUUCCAUACCUUUCCUAGACCCACAGCGAGGCUGUCCUGAUUCUCACUGCCCUCUCCCACAACUUCCCCACCCUCGGUGAUGAAUUCCACUCCCAGCUCAGCCCCUUCUGACCACAGUUGAGCAGAACCACAUGCAGACUGUGUGCCCACCAGAAGGCAGGCAUGUCCUGGGCUUGCUAUAAAACCCCAAGGUGCCCACGAGCUUUGGGUCCAGCCCCUGCAGGUGAGGGUUGGAGCCUGCAGGACAGACCUUGGACGAGGUGGGAUGACUCUCCUGGGUCAGCUAUCGAGGUGUUGUAUUCCCUUGAUGGGCAGGAAGCUCCUCCCUUUAUCCAAUGCAAAAUGCCUCCAACUUUAAUUCAAAAGCAUUUCCUCUUGCCGGCCUCAGUGAGAGGUAGUGUCCUUGCUUUCCUGCCCCUCAUUCCCCAGAGUCCUUUCAUCAGGUUCAAGGUGAUUAAGGGUACCAGGUGGAUGAAAUAGAUCCUUUUGUGGGUCACUUCCUAAUUUGUAUGGCCAGUGAACUGUGCUCUCCUGUAUCAGAUUUUUCCUAAAUCUGCAUAUGGUACCUGCCUUGUUGGGCUCUGCAUACACAGCUAUCUCAAAUAUAGGUGUAUUUGUUUUAAACGUGGCGCGUUAUAGAGCACUCCCUCUUUUGCAGUCCCACCACAGCCCACAGAGAGUCAGGCUGAAGAGGGCAGGCAGCACUCAUGUUGCAGAUGAGAACUCCGGCGGGCGUGGGAGCCAGCACUCAGGCAUGUGGCCGGAGGUCAGGGCCGGGGUCACCCUCAGGUCUUCUGACUCCAAGUCCAACGCUCCCUUUCCCUGCACCAUAUCUGCCUCCCCGAGCAUACCUGCUGCCUGGACCCAGAAAGCCCAGAGGAUGCUGGGGCAAGGAUGAAGAGGAGCCUGCCCAGGAUUAAACCACUGCUGUGGAUACUGACCAGAACGGCUGAUGGAAAAGUGACCCUGCUCCCCCACAGCGAGCCCCCAAGCUGCACGUUCGUGCAGGGCUUGCCCAAAGCCACUUAGCGCUCACAGCUUCUGCUGCAAAAAUUCCAGGGUGUUUGCAAGACACUGUCCUCUUCUGGGACAGGUG